CAAACAAAAUCCAAGAGCUCCACUUCACUGCACAUCACCUCAAGUGUUGUGUCUCUUUAAUAUUGAGAAAUUAUGCAAUGACAAACAUGUCACAUACAUCUCACAUGUCAUGUAUUCCGUGUAAAACAUUAAAGGAUAAGAUUAGCCAUGUAAACUUAAGUUAACAAACAACCAAACUUCGACAACAAAACCCCACCCAGUUUUAUAGGGGUGUCUCCAUUGGCCUCCAUGUCUGUUAAUCCGUUCCCUCUUUAUUCCGCUCCUGCCAUUGGUCGGCGGUGACGACAAUCCCGAGACGUGAUCCCGCCCACCGAGCGGAUCAAGUUUGAAUGAACAACAGCAGUCUGUUCUAGAGGUGCUAGUUGCAUUUGCAGUAAUUAUUAAAAGUGUGUAUCAUAUCGCGGGGGCGCUGAUCAAGGAUGGACAUGAAGAAAAGAAUCCACCUAGAGUUGCGGAACCGCACUCCGUCAGAUGUCAAAGAACUUGUUCUAGACAACUGUCGCUCAAAUGAAGGAAAGAUCGAGGGUCUAACAGAUGAGUUUGAGGAGCUGGAAUUUCUAAGCACAAUCAAUGUUGGACUGACCUCAGUUGCCCACUUGCCGAAGCUAAAUAAACUCAAAAAGCUUGAACUCAGCGAUAACAGGAUCUCAGGAGGGUUGGAAGUUCUGGCAGCAAAAUGCCCCAACCUCACACAUCUCAACCUCAGUGGCAACAAGAUUAAAGACCUCAGCACAAUAGGACCAUUGAAAGAAUUGGGAACCCUUAAAAGUCUGGAUCUGUUUAACUGUGAAGUGACAAACCUGAACGAAUACAGAGACAACGUGUUCAAGCUGCUACCCCAGCUCACGUACCUGGACGGGUACGACAAAGACGACAAAGAGGCACCAGAUUCUGAUGCUGAGGUCUAUGCAGAGGGCUUGGAUGAUGACGAUGACGAUGAAGAUGAUGUCGAUGAGGAGGAGGAUGAUGAAGAUGCAGCACCAGGAGAUGAUGAGGAGGAGGAAGGAGAGGAAGACGAAGAGGAGAAUGAAGAAGAGGAAGAGGAGGACGUCAGUGGAGAGGUGAGAGUAAAUCAGAUUUGCACUCUAAUGAUACAAAAUAAUUCUAAAUGAAAUUGUAUUAACUUUACCAUUUGUUUUUUAAAGGAGGAAGAGGAUGAAGAUGUGAAUGACAAGGAGGAUGAGGAUGAUGAAGGUGAGUCAAAUAAUGGCUGACUUUAAAACAUAAGCAGUCUCCUAAAUCAAUACUAGUUGCUAAGCGUAUAUAUUAUAUACAAAUCUUUAUAGUAUAUAUUUGUUGCAGUAAGUACACAAGAAAUCAACAGUUUUCAUGUUUUCAGUGAAAUGCAUGUCAUUGAGGCCCGUUAAACAUAUUGAAUUAAUUUCCUUCAGUAUAAGAACAUUUUUGUAUGCGUCUUUUUUUUAAACAAAUAUUUUAAGUUUUUAUAUCUAGCUUGCAUGUUCCCUCCAACAACUACUGAGCAAUAAUAGUAGUUAUUACAUUUUGUCUGGAAAGAGUUUGUCAAUUGUAAUAAUUCAAAGUAGGUCAUUUGUAUCAAAUUUGUCUUGCUACUAGAGAAGGCAGGAAACAACUGCUUUUAUACUAAUAGGAAACAACAUUGUGCGUGCACCCUUGUAUUGGCAAUCAGACUGCAACUUUAUAAUGACACUGCCAAUUACAUUUAUGAACAGACAGUGAUGUGUCUUUACAAAAAUCCAAAAGUCUUGCCAGCUACUGUUAGUCCUAAAUGAUGGAACCUGCAAAACAACUUUAACGGAAGACAUGGAUUUACUUCUAGUCUUUGCCUCUCUUUAAACACAACUCUCGUUUUUGUAGAAGAAGAGCGAGGUCAGAAGAGAAAAAGGGAUCUGGAUGAAGAAGGGGAAGAAGGAGAAGACGAUGAAGACGAUUGAGGUUCCUCUUGAAGCUAAGUCAUGAACUGUUAAACUUGUAUCUCCCAGUCACUUCUCAACAACCCCAUGUAAUUUCCCCCCCAUUUCAUAUUGCAGUAGGAGUGGUUUUUGUUAUUGGCCAGUCAGGUAGACGGGGUUGUCUGGAGAAAUAUGUUACAUUUAUGUACCUUUGAUGCUCCUGUGUUCCAGUCUUUACAGUCCACUUUUAUCUGCUCUGUGGACUCCAAUUUUGUAAUAUCCAAUAAUGGCAAAGAUAAAACUUUUUAAGAAAUGUUUUUUUCUUUUCUAAGGUUGUGUAAGACCAGUUUCUGAUGUAUUUGAUUUAAAACCCCCUUCAAAAGAAAAUAACAAAAUAAAAAACAAAAAAAAGAGUGCAUGUCUAAACAUUUUAAAGUCAAAUACUGGAUUUCAUGUAUGGCUGUCCUCUCCUCGUCUUAAACUUAUUUUUGCAUCGUACUUUUAUCUCUUUUUUUUUUUUUUUUUUUAAAUGUAAGUUAUGCGUUUGUAGUGUCACCAGAAUGCCAAUACUCUCUGCUGUCCUGGUGUGAAACUUCUGUCUGAACAUGCACAGUGUGACCCUCACAGGGCAUAUUUUUAAAUCCUAGCAAAGAAAUGUCUGCCCUUGUCAAAGCCGCUCCUCCUCCUUAAACCCUCAGCUUUGAUAGUUCGGAAAUUACGUGUUCUUGUAAAUACUGACCAAAUCUAUUUUUUUGUAUUCUCUUUGAUGACGGCAGACAUUGAACAGACAUCUGAGGUGAAACUUUGACUUGUAAUAAGAUAUUAAAUAUGUAUGCUGCUUUAUCUAAAAAAAACGCAGUGUGACAUUUCUUGAAUUUGAACAUAACUUUGUAUGCAUAAUCUUUCCAUAAAGACAAAUGUUCAACAUCAAAACUCAUCAUCACUUUUCCCAUGUUCUUUUCUGUGACACACAGGUGGCAAUGUUUGAAUUUGUGGUGGUAGUGUAGAGAAAUACUUGAUAUAAACGGAGGUUACAACUGCAAAUUAUGUGCAUAGAAAUGUUAUUGUUACAAAAUAUGUAAACUCUGGAAAACGGUCAGUUACUUGGACUUUGUUUUCACUAUUAUUCGUACUGGUCAAAUUGGCCUACCUCAGUGAUUUUUCACUCCAUGUUAAAUCCACUGUCAUCAGCCAAAUUGUUUAAUUUUCCCUCCCAUUCACUUCAAUAAAUCCCUUUUUAUAUA
This is a messenger RNA of Notothenia coriiceps (black rockcod), 3115 nucleotides long. RefSeq names its product acidic leucine-rich nuclear phosphoprotein 32 family member A-like. The record is from RefSeq and is a predicted model, not a curated record. The coding region runs from base 420 to 1112 and encodes 230 amino acids. Gene Ontology annotation, molecular function: histone binding. Gene Ontology annotation, cellular component: nucleus. The transcript is spliced from 5 exons. Lineage: Eukaryota; Metazoa; Chordata; Actinopteri; Perciformes; Nototheniidae. Gene Ontology annotation, biological process: regulation of apoptotic process.